AUGGCAGCCGCUACAGCGAGUACGGCAACACGCCAGCUGCCGUUCCGUGUCGGUGGGAAGAAAAUCUUCCUGCCGAACCACGUCGUCGCAUUCGUCCGACCCAAGCCCCGACAGCCCCCCAACUUCGCCACGUUCAUAGUGCCGCUACAGUUCAACAAGCUUGAUUUCAGAGACUACCUAUACCACGUGUACAACGUCGAGGUGAACGCCGUGCGCUCCUUCAUCAAUGAGCAGGCACCGCAGAGGCGGCACAACGGCGAGGGCCGCUGGUACCGCCCGCGCUCACAGAAGAUGAUGAUGGUCGAGCUGGUCAAGCCGUUUGUCUGGCCCGACGUGCCCAGCGACCUCAGCCCCUGGGACAAGUCGUUCUUCGACGCGGAGAAGACGGUGCGCGAGCAAGAGUGGGACGAGAGGACGAGGUGGACAGAGGGCCAUCCGCGGUCAUCGUAUGAGCUGCAGAAGAUGGGCCGCCACACUCAGCCGAAGGAGCUCUAUCAACAGGCGCAGGAGCUGCUCGAGGGCAAGCGGAAGUGGGCGAGCUCGGCUACGUUAGAUGAGAAAUGGAUCGAGGUGGAGCAGGAUGUCGAUGUUGUCAAGGAGAGCAAGUCGCAGGAAGGUGUCGACGCAUCAUCAGAGACUAAGUCGCAAUAG
Messenger RNA from Phaeoacremonium minimum UCRPA7, 651 nucleotides. RefSeq names its product putative ribosomal protein l23 protein. Lineage: Eukaryota; Fungi; Ascomycota; Sordariomycetes; Togniniales; Togniniaceae. Gene Ontology annotation, biological process: mitochondrial translation. The transcript is spliced from 2 exons. Gene Ontology annotation, molecular function: structural constituent of ribosome. Bases 1 to 651 code for a protein of 216 amino acids. Gene Ontology annotation, cellular component: mitochondrial large ribosomal subunit; ribosome. The record is from RefSeq and is a predicted model, not a curated record.